AUUAUCCAUGCUCUGGCGUAUUACCCACCGUGAAUUCCACUUUCCUUGGUCCCAUCUUGUGGGAGGACACGCUUCCCAUAUCAGAUUUGGACACCAUCAAUUUAGAGGAAUUCAGUCCCGAACUUUUAGAGCGUUCCGCUUCAGUCGCUGGGACUGUUGGGAACAACGAAGCAUUUGGAAAAGUUCUGGACCUCGAUCCUCUCACUCAACCACGAGUUAAUCUAACGUGGACUGGAACUCCUCCUAACUCAACACCCACGACAAACGAUGUUGCCGCCGAGAAUGGUCCGUUACCCACCAGGAAGAAAUCAAGUGUUCCGGUGGACCAGAGAAAUGAGAAGUAUUGGAGUCGUCGGAUGAAAAACAACGCAUCAGCCAAACGCUCACGCGACGCCAGACGAAUGUUGGAGAAUCAGGUCCAUAUGAAAGCAACGGCCCUGGAACGUGAAAAUGAACAGUUGAGACUCCAGAUGACGUUGUUGGUUGAGGAGAAUAAGAAGCUGCGUGACCUACUGAACCAGGCGAAUAUUCAUUUGCCUCCCUCGUCCGUUAUUUAUCCUCCUGUACCUGCCUCCACUGUCGCACGUGAAAAUGUAUCUUCUUAUUCACCUAUCCUUCCCGAACGUCCCGUCUUCGUUCCUUCUGUAUCCUUGCAGGACCCAACAUCUUGCCCAUCUCCAUCAUUUUGCUGGAACCAUGUGCGUAGUGAUUGCUGCUAGCGAUAGCCUGGUGCUUCAUUCAGCUGUAUCCUUGCAGGACCCAACAUCUUGCCCAUCUCCAUCAUUUUGCUGGAACCAUGUGCGUAGUGAUUGCUGCUAGCGAUAGCCUGGUGCGUUCAUUCAGCCUGUUCGUGUGUUUGUGUGUGCUGCCUUACAGAUGAUCUACGUACCUGCAAAAUCAGUGAUAAUUUUCCGCCCGUUCCCCGUGAUGAUCCAUUUCAUUUUAUGCCGUUCAUUUUCGCUUCAGUUUAUUCUUACUACCUUUUUUCUAUCUGAUUUUAUCCGACUGUGCAUCUAGGGACGAGUAUUUCAUCGAUCAGGACAUGAGUUUGUCGAGUGACAUGUCGAGUAGCACUGCUUACUUACCGUAUUUCACCGAAUUUUUACUUUUUUUGGAGUUCUCACCCGUUGUUUUUCUGAUUUUCUGACUGUACAUGCAUGUCGUUUCGAAUCUCUUGGGUGACUUUUCGAACUGAACCCGGUCACAAAAUGUUCAAGAGUCUGGAAGGCUCAGUCAGACGCCAAAUCUUCUCUUGAGCCAUGAAUUUCGAAACUGUUUUAAAGUGCUUCAUUCACUUUCGUGCCUCCGAAAAGCCAGUUAUUCUUUCAGUAUCGGGACAUGUAAUUCUGCCCACGAAUAAUAAUAAUAAUCG
Messenger RNA from Opisthorchis viverrini, 1372 nucleotides. RefSeq lists its product as hypothetical. NCBI's taxonomy places the organism in Eukaryota, Metazoa, Platyhelminthes, Trematoda, Opisthorchiida, Opisthorchiidae. Gene Ontology annotation, biological process: regulation of transcription by RNA polymerase II. The annotation marks the transcript as partial. The transcript is spliced from 5 exons. Gene Ontology annotation, cellular component: nucleus. The record is from RefSeq and is a predicted model, not a curated record. Gene Ontology annotation, molecular function: DNA-binding transcription factor activity, RNA polymerase II-specific; RNA polymerase II cis-regulatory region sequence-specific DNA binding.